This is a messenger RNA of Gilbertella persicaria, 4500 nucleotides long. RefSeq lists its product as uncharacterized. The transcript is spliced from 8 exons. Gene Ontology annotation, biological process: regulation of small GTPase mediated signal transduction; activation of GTPase activity. NCBI's taxonomy places the organism in Eukaryota, Fungi, Mucoromycota, Mucoromycetes, Mucorales, Choanephoraceae. The coding region runs from base 82 to 4089 and encodes 1335 amino acids. Gene Ontology annotation, molecular function: GTPase activator activity. The record is from RefSeq and is a predicted model, not a curated record.
UGAUCUGUUUCCUUUGUCAACCUUAUCCCAACUUGCGCAUAAUCCUCUCUUUUAAUAUUUUUAUUCUUCUUGGCUUUUAUCAUGUUCCUGGACUGGAUAGCUCAACUUCGUCUUUUACAGCAUGAUACACAAACCAAUAUUCUUGGUUCUCUCCCGCUCUCUAUUCGAAGAGUACUCAUAUCAGAGAUCACAACUUAUUUACACCCGCCUCCAGGCAAACAAGCACCCGAUCCCUCCAUCUUUUGUUCGCCUGCCCAUAUAAAAUGGUUCAUGGAAGUUAUUGGACAGGGCUUCAAUUUGCCAUUAGAGGACAUGGCCAUCACCAAUGAUGAUGUCGAAAUCUAUUCUCGAUGGCUAUUUGAGCCACAAACGCGUCCUGCUGCUGUCAUGAAAGAAGGGCUAGAGCAAGAGUUUUAUCAGAUCAUCUUUCAUCAAUUCUCUCUUUUGUUUCAGCCUCGUAUUGCUCGAAACAGCAUUGUACCAACACAAGAUAAAAGCCAUUUACUGCCACCUAAACCAAGCAGUUCUUUCCAUAUUAACAUGUUACCUGUAGGUGCUCAUAGUACUAUUGUACCCAUCACAUUUAAUCCACCCACAAGUUCCUCUACACCCACAUCUAAUACGAAUGCAAAUUCAGGCACCACCAAUGCAGCUUCAACAGCCACAUCAGGAUUACAAUCCAAUCCCAACAAUUCAAAUUCUCAAGCAACGCUCAAGGAGACAUUAUCCCAAUUAGUUCAAAGACAUAUUGAGCUAUGCAAAAAAUCGCUACGAGUGUUUGCCAUGGCAGGAAGAACACUGAAGAUGUCAACAGAUACAUGGAGCGUCUUAUUAAAAGUCAUGCUGGGCAUUACUGAUUAUUUACUCAAGGAACCAACAGGAGAAUCCUCUACGAUGGGCGUGAUGAAUAUGGGGGACGAGUUAUGUGACAGUCUUUUACAAGUCUUGUUUGAACUCUGGUUAAGAUCAAACACAAUGGACGUAGAAAUGUGGGAUAUCCUCAAAAGCUGCUUUGGUCGCUGGAUUCAUCGUCCUAAAGCUAUUCAACAAUGGAGUUCGACUUCACUUGCAAUCACAAAACGAAUUCAACACCUUGUGUACGGAGACCAAGAGAAUGCAGAAGGCGUCUUUGUGAGUGGCCCUAAUGUCAAGCUUGAUUUGCCUAAUGAAUUCACUUAUUACGCAUGGCAUCGUAUCAUUUAUCUUAUUCCUCAUCCACUACAACUCCCAAGCCAUAAUUUUACACUGGCCAUGUUAGGCAUUGGCAAUCUUGUGGAUACGCUCAAUUCUGCUAUAGAAACUACAGAUACCAUGGCUUCUCCUGAUGGCAACACACUUUUAAACAUGUUUGGUACCUAUCUAUUUGAUGCUGCCUCUAAAUCCAACCAGGCAGAUACAGAAGCUCAACGUGGAUGUGCAGAAUCAUUAGCCACACUUUGCAGAAUAUUCUGUAAACCUCAGAGACGACAACCCUUUUUGCGGACGUAUAUUGAACGCUUUUAUGCUGCAUUGAUGACAGGUCUAAAGUCAGAAGCAUGUUUGCCCACCAUUUUGCUUUCAUGUACUGAGUUAUUUGCUACUGAUCUUGAAGGUGUCAGAAUGCUGGUGCCUGACUUUAUUUCAGCCAUCAAAAUGGUCCUUCCCAAACUGACUUUUGAGUACAAAACAAACGUUUCGGUUGAUAAUUUGCGCUUGGCUGCCAUCAAAGUGUUAAGUACAAUUAUGUGCUUACCAAAUCAUUUUGACAAGGUGGAAUUGGCUAAAUCAAGCUGGGAUUCUUCAGACGUGUCUUUGGAAAGUGUUUCCGUGGUAGGUGAACAGGAACAAUUAGUUACACAGCUGAUUCGUGUGUUGUAUGCUUCACCUGCAGAGGGAAAUUCAGAUAAGCCAUGUCUAUCUCUUAAAUUUUAUAUUUUGGAAGUUUUGCUCAAGUCACUUCGAACAGAGACUUCUUCUUACAAUAUGAGAUAUAUUUUACAUCUCAUUAAUGUCUAUGUGAUUGAAGAUGUUCCUUUCUGUCCAGGACUUGUUGGUACAGUAGUCAAAUUAAUUCAAGAAAAGAUCUUGACGAUGCAAUUGCCUGCCGAUGUCACUUUGGUAGCCUUUGAUGUACUUAUGGAUUUUGUAGACUUGUAUGAUUUUGUAAAAAGAGACAGCAAGAAUGUUGCCAGGGAACUUGUGUUGGCUUUAAGCCGCUAUGUAGACACACUCAUUACUGCUGGCAAACUAGCACAGACAUAUCCAUUGAUUGUUCAAGCCUAUGAUUGUAUGAUCAAAUGGAUUCUUAUUAGCCAAUGGAUCAUUGAUGACCGAGAUUGCUAUAAAGCCGUGAUUGCAACUCUUAGCAAAGGUAUCACUAUUUUUGACCGAGAAGCAGCCAACCUAGCCGCACCUACUGAACCUGUCAAUGUCGAAAAGAAAAAAAGACGAGAAACAGGUUUCCCUCCUACAAAACAAUUGUUUCAAUUACCACCUCGCGUCAACAAAACGUCACAUCAUCAUACAGAUCAAACGCAACAGCCUUCAUCAAGUAAUCCAAACUCACGCAAUAGUUCUGCAGUGAGAAAAAAGGAAGAAGUGGCUGUGCGUAUGGCAGCUGAAUACUGCAUGUCACAAUUUGUAAAUCAUUUAGGCCAGUUUAUUUCACCUGAUAACAAAAAGAUUUUAGAAGAAAGUAUAGACGAUGUGGCUCAAUUGAAACAGCUACUGGCUUCUGAAGAAGCAGAAUACUCUAUUCGCUCCUUUCUGAUUGAUAAGCGUACUGUGCUUACUUUGAUUGAUACGACAAAGACAUCUGAUGAUAAUGUACCUGCCAUUACCGUGAUUAUCCGAGACACUACAGGUAAAUAUGUAUGGUCUAUGGAAGCCAGAUAUAAGGAACAUGUGCCUCAAAACAUCCAUACGGCAUCACUACCACCAUCGACAACACAGCAGUCAUUGGGUGACAAUGUAUUUUUAAAGCCUGCUGAGGCUAGAAAGAUACAAAAGCCAGUAACUGUGCCUACAGCUACUGCAGUCAAUGAAAAAGAACUCCCUUCACUGGAUAAAGUAUUUGUGCCUGAAUCUGAAUCAUGGCAGCAAUGGGAAGCAUUGAAAUCCUUAAUUGAUCGACAAUUGAUGAAUGACACAAGAAAGACAGAAUCCAAAUUCUUACAUGAAUACCAAAUAUCACCUACUCGUUUUAAUAUUGAUACCGACACACCUAGAGGAUUCCGACUGUUUCUUUCACAGAUUGGAUUCUUGUUACCCGAGAAUAGACAUCAUAUCACACCUUUGCAUUUAACAGAUUCAGUGAUUACUGAAAUGGAAACAUUAGACAUGUUAAAUGAACGCGACUGUAUCUCUAUUUCUGCUUAUUAUGCAGUGUCGGGCAAUGUAAAUCUAGAAGAACUGAUCGAGACACCACCACCACUUAGCCAGCAAUUUUUACAAUUCAUGAACUGUCUUGGUUGGCCAGUCGAUAUAGCUGAACACAAAGGCUACAAAGGAAAGCUCGAUGCCACUAUUUGUGCCAAAAUGCCAUAUUAUUCAGAUCGUACAGUAGAAUUCGUGGUCAAUGUACCUUAUUUCCUCAAAUCAUCACCUUCAUCAGAACAAACACUGUCUGAAAUUUAUCAACGCGUUUCUUCUGAUGAUCAUGUAUGUGUUGUAUGGAUAGAAGAUGUGACAGAAUACAAAAAACUGGCCAAAUUGAUCAAGACGUCUAGCGCAACACAAUCUAAGACAAUGGUCUAUAUUUUUAUCAGCCCAUUAAAACAUAGUGCCGAUAGUUUGUAUUGGGUCAGAAUUUUAGUGCCUUCGUUCGAUACUACACCACAAGCCUUAUUAGCAAGCCAACGACUAAAUGAAAAUGCAUUGAUAGAUUUUGGACCUUUGGUGGACGGUAUUGUUGUAAGUCGACAUGCUUUAGGUUCUAUGGUGAGAAGCACAUCUAUUUCAGCACAUCAAGCAUGUCGUGUGGUGACAGACACUUAUACAAGACCUUAUGUAAUUCGAAGAGAAUACAUUGAAGAAAUGGCACAUCGCCAUAGGGUGAAACUGCCAUUAUCAGAAUUUUACACUGAUGUGUUUACUGAAAAGACAAAUUAGAAUUCGGUUAAUUAUGCAUGCGAAACUUUUUUUUAGACUUUGCAUAAUUUCACUUUAAGAAAAGUAUAUCCAUUUUUGAAAUAAUCGCUGAAUGAUAAUUCCAUUGUUUCAAGUGUUAUCUAUACUUGGCUUUCUGUCAUUUUCCCGACCCUUCUGAAAAAAGCCUUCAAAUCGUAUGUGUACAUUCAUUUCAACAAGUAAAAAUGAUAGUCAGAUUGACUGGUUAGAUUGGUGAUGUGUACGAGCACGUCCUUAUGCUAUAAAAUAAGAACUUUACAUAUAACUAUUUUAGAAGCAGAAAUAUUUGCUUGAGUAUUGCAUGAGAAUUGCAUAAGCCUAUUGAAUAUUUAUUCUGACACUUUUCUGCAAGAUUUUCUACUUUUUCUAAAAAAAAAAAAAUGUGCCAAAACU